Molecule: messenger RNA, 2607 nt
Organism: Sporothrix schenckii 1099-18
Lineage: Eukaryota; Fungi; Ascomycota; Sordariomycetes; Ophiostomatales; Ophiostomataceae
Product: fungal specific transcription factor
Exons: 4
Coding region: 1-2607 (868 amino acids)
Biological process (GO): positive regulation of transcription from RNA polymerase II promoter by galactose; DNA-templated transcription
Cellular component (GO): nucleus
Molecular function (GO): DNA-binding transcription factor activity, RNA polymerase II-specific; RNA polymerase II cis-regulatory region sequence-specific DNA binding; zinc ion binding
Source: RefSeq, a predicted model, not a curated record
AUGGCUUCCGACACACGAGAGCGCCAGCGCCGCCGAAAGAUCGUGUUGGCCUGUGAACCGUGCCGCGAGCGCAAGACACGCUGCGACGGCCGCAAGCCCAUCUGCUCGUCAUGCGAGCACCGCUCUCUUGGCCUAGAGAAAUGUAUCUAUACGGUUGGCAAUGCACGCACUGCGAGCAGCGACGACUACACAAAGGCCCUGCAUGAGCGCAUCCGCCACCUAGAACAUGCUUGUGCUCUGUAUGGAAUCGAGGUCAAUUCGGCCGGGCGAGUGAGCUUGCUGUCCAACAGCCGGCUGCGACCGCCCAUGUCGGCCCCGUCCUCGGCGGCUACCAGCCCGGUGAUGCUGUCAGGCGGCCGGCGUGGCGGUGUUGUGGACCAGCAGCCGUCGGUUACGCCGCCCAAUGUAUCCGCAACAGGGAAAUCGGGCACCUCUGACAUGACGUCUCCAGAGCAAAUGGAUCCGGAGGAUGCCACAGGUGUAACGGCUAUGGGCACUGUGCUGUCUGAAGAAGACCUGGAAGGCGAGGGCGCCAUUGAUUCCUUUUACGGCCGGUCAUCGGCCGCUUCGUUCCUCAAAGAAGCAGCCAGCGCGUUACCGCAGAGACAAAAUUGGAGUGGCGCAAGUACAAGUUCGGGGACCGGUACCACCGCCGCCACCACGUCGCAGUCCAGCUUCUUUGCAGGUCGCGGCCCCACAUCAGCCCCGUCGCCAGUCCGGCCACGGCCGCAUCCGCCCCCGCCUCCUCCGCCAGUCAUGGCGCCGCCGACGCUCAGCUUCACUGAUGUGGACCGGUUCACCUUGCCUCCUCGUGCCCUGGGUGACCACUUGAUCCAGCGCUUCUUCAGCCGCAUAUUUUACCAGUACCCCUUCUUCGAUCGCGAAGCCUUUGAGCACGCAUACCAGAGACUGUGGCAGGUUGAUGACCCGGCAACACGUCCCCAAAUCGCUGCGCAGCAACAGAAAUUCGACGGACUGGGUCUGGGCAGCAGCGAGGCCGGUCCCGACAGUAUCAUAUUCCACUGCGCUCUCAACGCCAUCUUUGCUCUCGGCUGCUGUUUCUCGGACCUGCCGCCGGCCGAGCGCGCCGCCGCCAUCGACGUCUUUGGAAACCGCUCCAAGACCUUUGUCGGACUUGAACUCAUCAACUACAACAAUCUCGGCGUGGUCCAAGCCAUGCUGGUCAUCUCUCUCGUCUUACAAGGCACACCCUACCCCAACCGCUGCUGGAUUGCCGUUGGCAUGGCCUGCCGCGUGGCCCAGGGUAUUGGUCUGCACACGGAGGAGACCAGUCCGAGCCGGCGGUUGCGUGGUGAGCGUAUGCGGUUGAUGCGUCAGCGGACGUGGCACGGCUGUGUCGUUAUGGAUGUUCUCGUGAGCAUGACCUUUGGUCGGCCACCCAUGGCGUCUAGUUUGUCGAUUGCACCGGAGAUGUUGAAUAAGAACCCAGAUUCUUCUAGCCCAGAAUCGCUCAGGCUAGCUUUCUAUUACGAAGGUGUCAAACUCAGUGUAAUUCUCGAAGACAUCCUGCAGCGCAUCUACAAGCCAUGGCUGACACGGGAUGCCAACAAUACAAACCACAACGGAAACACCACCACCAGUACAUCCAGUACAUCGUCCAACAAUGCCCUACAGACCCACCACAACCUCGAUACUGUGGUUGAAAUCCAGGGCCGUCUCGAUCAAUUUGAGCAAUCGGUCACGCCGUUUCUCUCGUGGACGGCACAUGCCGACAUGCCAGGCGACGUGUCCGAAGAAGAUCGCCUCGUUAUGGGCAUUAGCCAGAAUGUCCUCCAUGCCCGGUUCAUCUACUUGCAGCUGAUUCUCUACCGGCCCAUCUUGUCCCAGCUUGCCAACCCAGACGCAAGCCCGACUACAUCGAGUGGCGCAAACUCGUCUGGUCAGUCCUUGUUGACACGCGAUGGCCUUCGCUAUUCCUUUGCCAUUGAAUGUGGGAAGUCUUGCAUCGAGGCAGCCAAACGCCUUAUCGUCUUGGUGCAUAGUGUUUACCGGACGGAGACGACUGACAUCUGGUGGUGGAAUGGCCUAUACGCAUGUGCUGCUGGCCUAGUCCUUAUUGUUGCUCGGUCGUGUCCCGACCUCUGGCAAUCACUCGAUCGUGAUGAAAUUGCGGCUCUUUGGGACAAGUCUCAUUCUAUUCUGCAAGAUCAGGCACUCUACAGCGCCUCUGCACGCAAAUCACUCGACCUCCUGCUUAAGGUCAACGAGCAUGCCCUCCUCAGACAGGCCGCUGGUGAGAAUGACAGCUUGGCUACCAACACGUCCAGUGGCAAUGGUUUUGCUAGCGAUGGCGGUGUAGGGGCGCCAGGACGAGAAGGAGGAGGACAUAGGGAUGGCAACAAUAACAACAAUAACGGCAACAGCGGAAACUUAGGCAGCAAUAGCAGCCUUGCAGCGCAGUUCCUUGCGGGCACGACGGGCGACGGCCUGACUGCAGCAGGAGGAAGCAACAUGCAGCCCGGCCAGUUCGAUUUCCUGGCCCAGAUGGCCGACCCCAAUGCGCCAACCCUGCUUGAGGAUACCUACGCAAUGGGUCCGCUGUUUGCCUGGGACCAGAAUAUCGAUUUUACUAAUUUGCUACCUUGA